GAUGUUACCGUAUCACCUCGUGGGCGUUGAGGAAAGUUGUAACGCAGUUCCUAUUCGCAGGGCACCGGCCAAUCAGCGUCUAACUAACAACUUUUACACAGGACUACUUGAACUGGCUGCCAAAGUUUCUAUGAGAAACAUCACUGGCCCUUUAAGAAAGAGAAAACAGCCAUUUUAACAUACCGUAUUUUUUUAUUAGUCAAACUUUUCAUCUUCCUUGCAAAGGAAAGACGAGACACGAGGAUGUAUACUACAGGACUAAACCCGUUUUAUGCUUCUAAUUUCAGUCUAUGGUCUGCGUAUUGUUCCAGCGGCUUUGCCUUGGAUUCAGUGAAGAAACCAUCGUUUUGCAUCUCUGAUAUAUUGCAUGUUGGGGAUUCUGAAAACCUCCCUGGAUCUUCAGCACUCUUAGCUCAUUUGGGACCCCAUCAUCAGCUCCAGCCUUCAGGAUCACCUCUGCGCCCGUCUCCGGUGGCACCAGAGUCUUCUGUUUUUAGUUCAAGGAUGUCCCCAGCCUCUCCUUACCACAGACACCCUGGACUUCAUGGAGCACGCUCCACAUCUAUGGUGCAGUUAAACGGUUCUUCACCACAAGCUCCAGCUCCUUCUAGCAAAGAUCUGAAAUUUGGCAUUGAUCGCAUUUUAUCUGCGGAAUUUGAUCCAAAAGUUAAAGAAUGCACAACUCUAAGAGAUCUUACAUCCAUUAGCUCACAUCGUCAGUCAGGGCUUCAUCUGUCCAUACAGCCUUCAGCAAGCCAAUUCUUCGCGUCGUUAGAGCCUGGAAUCGGCGAACCUUCCUCCAUCAUGAACCAUUUAGGCAAUGGAGCAAGAUAUUCAGCUCAACACCAGUUUCAAGACACGUUCCCAGGUCCGUAUGCGGUUCUUACUAAAGACACAAUGCCUCAGGCAUACAAAAGGAAACGGUCGUGGUCCAGGGCUGUCUUCUCCAACCUCCAGAGAAAAGGAUUAGAGAAAAGAUUUGAAAUCCAGAAGUAUGUCACCAAGCCAGACAGAAAACAACUAGCAGCGAUGCUGGGCCUAACAGACGCUCAAGUUAAAGUGUGGUUUCAGAACAGGAGAAUGAAGUGGAGGCAUUCCAAGGAAGCUCAGGCUCAAAAAGAGAAGGAAACUCCUGAGGAGCCUGAGAAGUCCCCAGUCUGUGCCGUCUUGGAGGAAGAACAGAAGCAGAACGGGUCUGAGUGCGAGAGUGGAGGGAGCGACUCCGAGUUAGAGGACAUGCAUGACAAAGGUGACAUUGAAGUCACAGAAGACAACAAGACAAGUGUUAUCAAGUCUCCUUCGAGUACUGAUGAGGCAACACAGAGCACAGAGGCCAGUACAGAGACGACGGCACUACUCUCAUCGCAAAUUGUAUUAUAAGUGCACCUUUUUAAAGACACUUUAUAUAUAUAUAUAUAUAUAUAUAUAUAUAUAUAUAUAUAUAUAUAUAUAUAUAUAUAUAUAUAUAACAAGAAUAAUUUAAUAUAAAUAUAUUGACAUGUACAGUCAUAUUAAAUAAUAAUAAAAACACACUGCCUUAGACUUUAAAAUGAAAGUUUGUUUAAAGGCAACCAGGAAAUGCCUUUUUGAGAAGUAAGACAUUUUUAAAGAAGAAAUGGACAUGUCAUUGCAAUUAAUCUUUAGUCAUAUAAUUGUUGGUAAAAUAUAAAUUGGAUUCAAACCAAGGACAAAAUAUCCUAAAAUUACUGGUCACCUAUUGCUGAAAAUGUGGUCUUUUACAGAACAUCCAAUAUUUAAUAACUUUUGCUUAGAGCGUAUUAUAUUUUGUCAAGAAAUUUUGCACUGAAAAUAAUGUAAAUAAAUGGGUUCUUAUUGUUUUUAAA
Messenger RNA from Acipenser ruthenus (sterlet), 1844 nucleotides. Its product is annotated as H2.0-like homeobox protein. NCBI's taxonomy places the organism in Eukaryota, Metazoa, Chordata, Actinopteri, Acipenseriformes, Acipenseridae. The transcript has 4 exons. The record is from RefSeq and is a predicted model, not a curated record. The coding region runs from base 244 to 1380 and encodes 378 amino acids. Gene Ontology annotation, molecular function: DNA-binding transcription factor activity, RNA polymerase II-specific; sequence-specific DNA binding. Gene Ontology annotation, biological process: regulation of DNA-templated transcription.